Molecule: messenger RNA, 729 nt
Organism: Penicillium verrucosum
Lineage: Eukaryota; Fungi; Ascomycota; Eurotiomycetes; Eurotiales; Aspergillaceae
Product: caspase
Exons: 1
Coding region: 1-729 (242 amino acids)
Biological process (GO): proteolysis
Molecular function (GO): cysteine-type endopeptidase activity
Source: RefSeq, a predicted model, not a curated record
AUGGACAGCCAGCAUGAAGUAGCAAGGCAUUAUGCCAUCCUUAUCGGUAUUGAUGCUUAUCCUUGCGGGUCCUUGAGCAGUUGCGUACGAGAUGUAACAAAGAUCAAGCAAUGCCUCGAAGAUAAACUGAGUUCGGUUCAUGUCCGAACAUUGACAGCAAGCAAGAGUCUUGAUCCGCGGACACUGGCAGUUAUUCCACUGGAAACCCCAGAGAACUGGCCAACAUAUCGCAAUGUGACCUCGGCUUUUGAAGAAAUUACAUCUCAGGCAGAGCCAGGAGAUUUCGUUUACAUUCAUUACUCAGGACACGGCACCAGACUGACUCCGUGCUUUGACUUCUCGAACCAGUCCACCGGAGAUUUGGCACUGGUUCUUCUCAAAGGAGAUCAAAGUCCUGAGAUUUAUCUUCGCGGACCGCGACUGGCCCGCUUCGUCAAAGACAUGGUUGAUAAGAAAUUGAUAGUCACUCUUGUUCUGGACUGCUGUUUCUCUGCGACCGUAUACCGCAAUGGUGGAACCAGUCUCCGAUAUCUCCCAUACGACCUCGCGACAGCCUCAGCAUUUUCCGAGUCACCAGAUCACGAGAUUAGCUUCACGGGUAGAGAUACUUGUUCUGAGAAGCGCAACAUAUCUAUGCGCGAUAACUGGUUGCUUGAACCAGAUCGCUAUGCCAUUCUCGCCGCUUGUGGGCCUGACGAGAAAGCCAAGGGGGUUCCGAAAAAGGGUUAA